Messenger RNA from Vitis riparia (riverbank grape), 886 nucleotides. RefSeq names its product ubiquitin domain-containing protein 7SL RNA1-like. The coding region runs from base 1 to 798 and encodes 265 amino acids. The record is from RefSeq and is a predicted model, not a curated record. Gene Ontology annotation, cellular component: cytosol; nucleoplasm. Lineage: Eukaryota; Viridiplantae; Streptophyta; Magnoliopsida; Vitales; Vitaceae. Gene Ontology annotation, biological process: proteasome-mediated ubiquitin-dependent protein catabolic process. The transcript has a single exon. Gene Ontology annotation, molecular function: polyubiquitin modification-dependent protein binding; proteasome binding; ubiquitin binding.
AUGGACAUCUUCUUUGAACCCUUCAGUGGGGAGGGAUUCUGCAUUGAAGUUGGUUUUUUUGACUCAGUUCUUGAGAUCAAAGAGAAGAUUCAAAAGUACCAAAACAUCCCAGUUGCAGCACAAACGCUAAUCUUCAAUGGCGAGGUUCUUCAAGAUGAAUCCAAUGUUCAUUCCAGUGACUUAGUCCACAACUCUUACAUACAGCUCAUCAGCAGCUGCCCGGAAAAACCAGCAACCAAGGCCGAGAGCUCACCGCCACUGUCCCCGGCGGCCAGCAGAGUCCAGCUCUUGAUAAACAUUCCAACGUCAAAGUCACAGCAGUUCCCUCUUUGCAUGCACAGCAGAGGCACCAUAAGAGAGUUGAAGGAGAACAUCCAUGCAGUCAUGGAAACGCUAUCUGUUCAACAGUUGGUGCUGUAUUCAGAUGGCUCUGAGUUGCAGGAUCAUUGGUCUUUGCAUCAGUCUGGGCUUUCGGAUGGUUCGGAGAUCGAUGUCGGGUUUAUGGCUGGUGCAAUGGGGAGUAGUUGCUUUAAGAAGCUGAAGAUGAUGGUGGUGCUGCCAAGAUGUGGAGGAAAGAAAACUGCAGUUGAAGUGAACGGGUCAGACAAAGUGAGAGUGCUGAGGAUGGAACUGGACAAGUUGCAGAAGUGCCUUCAAUUUUAUCUCCCUAAGGAUGGCUACUACUUCAUAUACAAGGAGCAUGUGAUGGACGAGGAUCGGUCCUUUCGAUGGCACCAUGUUGGCCAAGGUGAUACCAUAGACAUCUCCCCUACAAGUAUAAGCACCCAUUGGCCAUGAAAUUUAUCUUGCUUCGUCUGUUUUGAUGAUGAUCGUGUAAUGGCUGCUUGUGUAAUUUCAUGUAAAAAUAUAAGCUAAGUAAAUAAGA